GGUUUCUUUGGGAAAUAAUUUUAGUCAAUUUGUAGGUGAGAAAAAUUUCUCCUGAGAAAUUUUGUGAAAAUUUCUCGUAAAAACAAGGAAAAUCCCCUAAAAGGCUCACUUCUGGGACAAUAAAAAGGCUUUUGUUUGAUUUGUGAGAAAAGAGUAAAGAUGGGAGGUCAUCACAUGCCAAAGGUCCCGGAUGCGUCGAUUUACCGCGUUGAGGAUGUCCCAGAGUUGCUGGAAGUGCAGAAAUCUCUCUCACGACAGGGCCUGCGGGAUCCGUGGCUGCGGAAUGAGGUGUGGCGGUACGAUGUGAAGCAAUUCGGAACACACAGGCAGCGCCUCAUGCGAGUCCUCUUCCGGGGCUUUGGUAUUGGAUUUGCCGCCUUUGUGGCCACCAUUGGCAUUGAGAAGGCCCUCAAGAUUGACUACACAGGUGGACGUCACCAUGGGGGGCAUCACGGUGAGGAGGGGCAUCACCAUUAAAUUGCAAUGAAAUAGGAUAAAUAAAUGUUGUAGAAAUUGUGAGAAGAAAA
This is a messenger RNA of Lutzomyia longipalpis, 527 nucleotides long. It is a transcript of the gene ND-B12, whose product is annotated as NADH dehydrogenase [ubiquinone] 1 beta subcomplex subunit 3. The coding region runs from base 160 to 477 and encodes 105 amino acids. Gene Ontology annotation, cellular component: mitochondrion. The transcript is spliced from 2 exons. NCBI's taxonomy places the organism in Eukaryota, Metazoa, Arthropoda, Insecta, Diptera, Psychodidae. Gene Ontology annotation, biological process: mitochondrial respiratory chain complex I assembly; electron transport chain. The record is from RefSeq and is a predicted model, not a curated record.